Messenger RNA from Centropristis striata (black sea bass), 2506 nucleotides. RefSeq names its product potassium voltage-gated channel subfamily S member 3-like. The record is from RefSeq and is a predicted model, not a curated record. Bases 57 to 1556 code for a protein of 499 amino acids. Gene Ontology annotation, biological process: protein homooligomerization; potassium ion transmembrane transport. Lineage: Eukaryota; Metazoa; Chordata; Actinopteri; Perciformes; Serranidae. Gene Ontology annotation, cellular component: membrane; voltage-gated potassium channel complex. The transcript has 2 exons. Gene Ontology annotation, molecular function: voltage-gated potassium channel activity; protein binding.
UAAACCACCCGGAUAAAAGUUAUUUUCAUGGAAACAAAGGCUCCAAGUGCAGGACCAUGGGGUAUGGGCAAAUCCUCCACCGGCGGGGGAAUGAGGAGGACCAGGUCCACCUCAACGUGGGAGGGGUUCAACACGAAGUGAAUCCGGACAUGUUGCUCCGCUUCCCUCACACGCGCUUGGCUCGCCUGCUGCGCUGCCAGAGCGAGGCGGCGAUCCUGGAGCUGUGCGAUGACUACAGCCCGUCCGAGAAGGAGUACUACUUCGACAGGAAUCCGCGGAUUUUCCUCUGCGUGCUCAACUUCUACCACACGGGACGUAUCCACAUGAUGGAGGAGGUGUGCGUCUUCUCCUUCAGCCAGGAGAUUGAGUACUGGGGCAUCCAGGAGCUGCACCUGAGUCCCUGCUGCACCUACUGGUACCACGAGCGGAAGGAGUACAUCGACGACGGAGACUGGGACGUCAGGAGCGACGACCAGCAGCAGCCGAGCUUCGACUCUUCCUUUGAGGAGCUCUCAGCUCUCGAUAAAGACCUCGCCAAGUUCCAAGGCGCUUGGUGUGCGGAGGUGCGGAGCUACAUUUGGCUCAGGCUGGAGGAUCCGGGUCACUCGACAGGUUCAAAGAUCAUUGCGGUGGCGUCCCUCAGCUUGGUGUUGACCUCUAUCAUUGCCAUGUGUGUGCACAGCAUGCCUGAGUUUCAGCAGGUGGACGAGAACGAGAAACCCAUCGAGGACCCCGUGCUCGCCUACCUGGAGGAGAUCUGCAUCGCCGGCUUCUCCGCUGAGUUCAUCCUCAGGCUGAUUGUUGCGCCUUCCCUCAAGAAGUUCCUCGGAAACACCUUAAACAUCAUAGAUGUUGCCUCAAUUUUGCCAUUUUACGCCACAUUAGCUCUGGAGACCGCCGACGAGGAGGCCGCAGAGGAGAACGAGGACUUAGAAAACGUUGGGAAGGUGGUGCAGGUCCUGCGCCUCAUGAGGGUUCUCCGAAUCCUCAAACUGGCUCGCCACUCGAUCGGGCUGCGGGCACUGGGCGCCACCGUCCGCCACAGCUACCACGAGGUGGGGCUGCUGCUUCUCUUCCUCUCGGUGGGGAUCUCCAUCUUUUCCGCCCUCAUCUACUUUGCGGAGAAGGACGCCAACAGCACGGAUUUGGGGAGCAUCCCUUCAGGCUGGUGGUGGGCCACCAUCACAAUGACCACAGUCGGCUUUGGCGACACGUGCCCAGUCACGCUGGCGGGAAAGAUUGUGGCCACCUUGUGUAUCAUCUGUGGCCUGUUGGUGGUGGCUCUGCCCAUCACCAUCAUCUUCAAUAAGUUUUCAAAGUACUAUCAGAGAAACAAAGCCAUGGAGGGAAAGUGUAUCACUAAACCUCAAAGACAAGACCCCGAGCUCCCUCAUUAUAACAUCAAAGAGCUGUUCACAGGAAGUGUCUAUCCCUUUAUAGGAAGUCUCGCCUUCAGGAACAGUGUGAGCAGCGCAGGGGACGAUACAGAUGCCUCCAGUCUGCAGGAUAUAGAGGUAUAUGAUAAUGACACUUGUGAGAACGGAGCUGCAAAAUGAGAUUCCUGCCGUUUCACUGAGUGUCGCUCCCUUUACGACUGCAAGUCACUCCGUGCCUCUCAGGGCUGAGCGCUCCACCACUGACCCCGCCUCUCUGCACUGUCUUCCUCUCACUACUUGACAGAGAAAUAUCAUGGCCAUGAAUUUUUAUUUAUUUGAUUUUUUUUCUAUGAGGGGGGAAUAACUUGUGAAAUAUACGGCGUCGCUGAAAACGAGGAAAUCCAAAGGAAAUUAUCUGAGCCUUGCUCGGAGGGUUGAAAGCCCAUUUUCUGCUUGAGAAAAUGGCAAUGAUGCAUGUAGGAGGCCAUAAUGUUAAUGUUUUUUCAAAGUAAUGCCCUGUAUUGAUCCGUCUGCUCGCUGAAAGUUCAGACUGAGAUUUCGGCGAAAGCCUAGAAUGACAACAACACUGUUUGAUGUCUCGAAAUGGUAUUAUAGAUCUCUAAGUUGACUGAUGUUACACAGUCUGCAUGAACCAAAAUAAAUGCAUUUUUUGAAAGAGAAAUGUGCAGAAUUAUGCAAUAUUAUUGAUGCUGAUGAAGAGAGGCCGCACAGUUCUUUCAGAGCACUCUGCAAAAAAGCACUGAAAUACCAGGUUGUUGUUCUUAAACCUUUCGUUUGGACGGUUGUUUUGGCAUGCUGGGUGACUCCUGGGGGAGAAACUCAUGUGGACAAGAAAUAAAACUCAGUGAAUCAGAAGAAAUAUGCCUCUCAUUUGUGACGUGGCAUACAGCCAUUUAAACAAAGGAUUCAUUGCAUUUAUUUAUGUACUGUAUCUUCUUUACUAGACUGUAGGGAUGUUUCAAUACAAUUUUUACUUUCAGAUACCUGAACUUGCACACACCUUGACCAAAGUGCUUCAUAGUGAGAUAAAAAACAAAACAGAAAUUAUCAAAUAAGAGACAAGAAAUAGUCUGGAACAUCUGUGUAGCAUAAUACUUAUUUCAAAAAGG